Messenger RNA from Hibiscus syriacus, 1953 nucleotides. RefSeq names its product auxin transporter-like protein 2. The transcript is spliced from 8 exons. Lineage: Eukaryota; Viridiplantae; Streptophyta; Magnoliopsida; Malvales; Malvaceae. Gene Ontology annotation, cellular component: plasma membrane. The record is from RefSeq and is a predicted model, not a curated record. Bases 300 to 1754 code for a protein of 484 amino acids.
CUUUUAAGGUUCUUCGCCGUCUUUGGGUGAGGCACAGUUUUCCUUGCUGAGAAAAUUUGGUGUUUGCAUUAAAGUUUGGAGCUUUUCACUGUGCGGCUAAAGUUUCGGUUUUUGUUGAGAGACGCAAUUACUUCAGGAAGCAUAUAAAAAGCUCUGUCUGCAAGUUCUCCUAAUGGCGAUUUUCAUAGCCCAUUCAUGUCAAGGAGAAAAGAUCUGUGCUUGAUUUUCUUCAAUCCUUUGACUCGAAAUAGACAACUCAGAAACAAGAUCUACAAGGAUUUAGAGCAGAAUUAAGAACAAUGUUGCCUCAGAAGCAAGCAGAAGAAGCAAUAGUCUCCAACAACAUAAUCGAGAUGGAGCUAGAGACCAGGGAAGAAGAAGAUAAAGAGCAAGACGAAGACCAACAGCAAUCAUUGUUUAGUGUUAAAAACUUCUUCUGGCACGGCGGCUCAGCUUGGGAUGCCUGGUUCAGCUGCGCUUCCAAUCAAGUAGCACAAGUGCUGUUGACACUGCCCUCUUCUUUCUCUCAACUGGGUAUGCUGUCGGGUAUUCUCCUCCAGAUAUUCUAUGGACUGUUAGGAAGCUGGACUGCUUAUCUCAUCAGUGUGCUCUACAUAGAGUACAGAAGCAGGAAAGAGAAGGAGAACGUCAGCUUCAAGAACCAUGUCAUCCAGUGGUUUGAAGUGCUCGAUGGCCUAUUGGGUCCUUACUGGAAGGCAGCUGGACUUGCAUUCAACUGUACCUUCCUCUUAUUCGGAUCAGUCAUACAACUCAUAGCUUGUGCAAGUAAUAUUUAUUACAUCAACGACAAAUUGGACAAGAGGACAUGGACGUAUAUUUUUGGAGCUUGCUGUGCAACCACCGUUUUCAUUCCUUCAUUCCACAACUACCGCAUUUGGUCUUUUCUAGGUCUGGGGAUGACCACCUACACCGCCUGGUACUUGGCCAUCGCCGCCUGGGCUCACGGCCAGGUUGAUGGUGUAACGCACAGUGGUCCGACAAAGUUGGUGCUUUACUUCACCGGAGCCACCAACAUUCUCUACACCUUCGGGGGACAUGCUGUGACUGUGGAAAUCAUGCAUGCAAUGUGGAAGCCUCAAAAGUUCAAGUACAUAUACUUAUUCGCCACAUUAUACGUAUUUACCCUAACCCUUCCGUCUGCUUCCGCCGUCUACUGGGCAUUCGGGGACCAGCUUCUCAAUCACUCCAACGCCUUCUCUCUCCUCCCCAAGACGGGUUUCCGUGACGCCGCCGUUAUCUUAAUGCUUAUUCACCAGUUCAUAACAUUCGGGUUCGCAUGCACUCCGUUGUACUUCGUGUGGGAGAAGGUGAUCGGAAUGCACGACACGAAAAGCAUAUGUUUGAGGGCACUGGCGAGGCUGCCGGUCGUGAUCCCGAUCUGGUUCCUUGCCAUCAUCUUCCCAUUCUUCGGCCCCAUAAACUCCGCCGUCGGUGCUCUUUUGGUUAGCUUCACCGUCUACAUCAUCCCGGCGUUAGCCCAUAUGCUCACCUACAGAAAAGCCUCCGCUCGACAGAAUGCAGCAGAAAAGCCUCCGUUCUUCAUGCCAAGCUGGAAUGCAAUGUAUGCAUUCAAUGCCUUCGUUGUGGUGUGGGUUCUUGUGGUCGGGUUCGGGUUCGGUGGAUGGGCUAGCAUGACCAACUUCGUCAACCAAAUCGACAAUUUCGGCUUGUUCGCCAAGUGCUAUCAGUGCAAGCCUCCACCGCCGGCGAGAGCCGCGACACAACACCAUUGAACCCAGACAUAAAUACAACAAACCAAAACAAAUAUAUAUUUGUGUGUGUGAUGAAUUCCCUCCAUAUCUUGUAUCAUAUACAUGGGGAAGAUAUCAAUGUCUCCCCUACAUGUGAUGUGUGCCGGAUUUUGCCUCUAUUUUCCUCUCUCCCUUCUAUUAAAUUAGUAAAUUAAAAGAAUAGUGUGUUGGACUGUGAUGA